Clarias gariepinus (North African catfish) is the source of this 2151-nucleotide messenger RNA. It is a transcript of the gene lman2la, whose product is annotated as lectin, mannose-binding 2-like a. Gene Ontology annotation, biological process: Golgi organization; endoplasmic reticulum organization; endoplasmic reticulum to Golgi vesicle-mediated transport. Bases 18 to 1037 code for a protein of 339 amino acids. The transcript is spliced from 9 exons. The record is from RefSeq and is a predicted model, not a curated record. NCBI's taxonomy places the organism in Eukaryota, Metazoa, Chordata, Actinopteri, Siluriformes, Clariidae. Gene Ontology annotation, molecular function: D-mannose binding. Gene Ontology annotation, cellular component: endoplasmic reticulum-Golgi intermediate compartment; endoplasmic reticulum membrane; Golgi membrane.
GUGUGUGUGUCUGUAAAAUGGCUCCAGUGAUGCGGACACUCUGUGUGAUAUUCGCUGCUGUUUUAAAGCCUUGCUUGUCUGAUGAUGGCCACGAAAUGGAGGAGUUUCUCAAGAGAGAAUAUUCGCUGUCGAAGCCUUACCAAGGAAUCGGCUCUUCCGGCUCUUCGCACUGGGAGCUGAUGGGGGAUGCCAUGGUAACCACUGAUCAGGUGCGACUCACUCCGGAUAUGCAAAGCAAGCAGGGGGCAGUGUGGAGCCGCAUGCCGUGUCACUUGAAAGACUGGGAACUGCAAGUGCACUUCAAAAUCCAUGGACAGGGGAAGAAGAAUCUGAACGGGGACGGAAUGGCGGUGUGGUACACAAAAGAGCGCACGCAGAAAGGUCCAGUGUUCGGAAAUAAAGAUUUCUUCACAGGGUUGGGUGUGUUUAUAGAUACUUACCCUAACGAGGAAAAACAUAUAGAGGCUCAGAAGAAAAGGUACACCCCUCGCACACAGAGAAUCUUCCCGUACGUAUUAGCGAUGGUGGGAAACGGCACGAUCAGCUACGAUCACGAGCGCGACGGCAGACCUACCGAGCUUGGAGGCUGCAACGCCAUGGUGCGCAACCUCAAACACGACACCUUCAUCUUCAUCAGAUACGUCCGGCGCAGACUCACGGUCAUGAUUGAUAUCGAUGGUCAGCAUGAAUGGAGGGACUGUCUGGACAUCCCGGGUGUGCGGCUGCCUCAGGGAUAUUACUUCGGCGCCUCGGCCAUCACCGGAGACCUCUCGGACAACCAUGAUCUCAUCUCUCUGAAGCUGUACCAGCUGACAGUGCUCCGGAGUAAACUAGAGGAAGACGAUGAUGAAGAGGUCACAGUUCCAAGUGUGGACAAUAUGGAGUUAAUCAGACCCUACCAGGAAGGAGAGGGAAUGAGCAGCAUUGCCAUCUUCUUCACCGUGCUCUUCUCCAUGCUGGGUCUCUUCCUUCUUAUCGUCGUGGGCCUUGUGGUUUACAGCCACUGGAACGAGAACCGACGCAAACGUUUGUAUUGAGCUCUCGGCAAGUUGCGAUUGCAGUUGCUGUGGAACUUGUGGAUUGGGCUGUCGAGCUCCAGAAUGUCCUAACGCCAGUGCAGGCGGUUGUGAAUUUGUGCACAGAAAAAAAAAGAGAAGGAUGAACGACUCAACUGUGAGAGCAAACAAGUUUUAAACACUAAGAGCUCAGCGCCAUGGGAAAUGGGAUUUAACUCCCAAACCAGCAGAGCCUUAUGCGUUUGAAAGUAUUUCUCGUAUGGGAUAAAUGCAUUUUAAUUGUACAUAGAAAACUACCUUUUACUGUUUCUUUUACCACUACAGCUCCGAUAUUUAUGGAACUAUACUUGAAAUCUGUUGUUUUUAAAUUAUAUAAAAGAAGAAUCUGUGAAAAUAUAUCAACUAAGGUAUUUCCAUUGUUAGUAAAUCCUAAUUAAAUCCAUAUAUUGUGAUCACCAUGCUGGAUUUUACACAAUUUCUAAACAAUCAUGACACAGUUUGACCACCAGGGGGUGCUAUGACUGUAAAAUAACUCAGAAAAGGCUCAUUUUAUUGGAAUUUUAUACAAGUUGUGUUUUUAGAAAUCAGUAGCAGAUUUAAGUACAUAUUUAACAAUUAUGUAUCCAAUUUUCACAAAUAUUGUGGGCUGACAAGCUGCAGCAUUGAAGUUCGUAAUCUAUGAUACUAAUAAAUAUUUGUAAGCAAAGGAUUUACAAUACAAUAAAUUUGCAUCAUGACGGAUGAAAACACUAAUAGAAAUAUGUAUCCUGUGAAGUCGGACCCUGUAAAAAUCGAAUAAAGCAGAAAUGAUCGGUAACAAAUGUUUCUUGCAAGGGUACAAAUAGAACCCAGGCAUCACCGAGUUGUUGAUGAGGGUUGCAAAAUAUACCGUUUUAAUUCUUACAAACCUGUGACUUUAUGGUCGACAAACGGAUGAAGUUUUCUCUUCUGAUUAUAUAGGGCGCUGACUUUACAAUUGCAAAGUUUUGCAUGUAGUGUGUCUUGUGUGUUCCUGUGCUGAAUGUUCUAAGUUGUUGUGAACUCUGCACUGACUGUAUGAAAACCUUAAACACUGAAGAAAACCUAUUUAUUGUGUGUAACAAUAUUUUACGAAUAAAAAAAAGUUUAAUCUGAA